UCGCUCUCGUCAUCGCACACGCGUUUUGCUCACCUCCUGAGUCGAGACCAACCGGCAUCCUUUAAAUGGUGGAUCGUCACCAUCGCUCUCACGGCGUUGCUCCUGCCUCUUGGUGUCUUAGUCGCAGGGCACGUUGCAAACGUGUAUUUGAAUAAGGACUUGCCUCCCUCGGCAGAAGUUCUUGCUGCACGCAACCAUACGGAAAUUAUCCAACACAAGCUCGAAAAGCUUAAAGGGAGGCAGAGCUUCUUACUCUACGCAAUUACACCGAGGCUAGUUGUGUUAGUGGGCCAGCAGCUGGGUGAGGCGAUCAACACUCUCAUUAAGCUUUUCGAGCUUGAGUUGGAUGAUUUCCGUAUGGUUGCGUAUAGCCAGAAGUUCUGCCGAGGGAGACAAGUCCUUAUUCAGAUAGACAUUAGCUACGUACCCUACGACUGUGACGCCGACAGGGAGUAGCAAUGUCGUUAAAGCGAUGCUAAGUAGUCAGAAUUUGAUCCCUCGAUCUGG
This is a messenger RNA of Protomyces lactucae-debilis, 507 nucleotides long. RefSeq lists its product as uncharacterized. The transcript has 3 exons. The annotation marks the transcript as partial. Lineage: Eukaryota; Fungi; Ascomycota; Taphrinomycetes; Taphrinales; Protomycetaceae. The record is from RefSeq and is a predicted model, not a curated record.